AUUACAGAACAUUAUACUUUUGAGGAAAGUUGUAUGUGAAUGGCUCAUAACGCUUUUUUGCAUCUAUCAUUUCUGAACAAAGUCGAUGUAUGACGAGCAUCGCUAUAAACAUUUACAAAGCCGGGCCACGUAUUUGUUAAAUAUCUAAUCGAUAAUAAAAAUAUAUAUUCUUCGGAUAAUAAAAAUAUAUAGAAACAGAAAUAGCAUGGAAAGUAUGCAACGGUAUGUUUCACCCGUAAAUCCAGCUGUGUUUCCACACCUAGCUACGGUGCUGCUGACAAUUGGUACUUUUUUCACCGCCUGGUUUUUCGUAUUUGUGGUAUCACGACCAAAGAAUUCAAAGGAGCAUACUCUAUUUAAAGAACUUUCAAUUAGUUUUUGCGCUUCAAUAUUUCUAGGUUUCGGAGUAGUUUUUCUAAUGCUUUCAGUUGGUAUAUACAUAUAAAUUGUUUUGCGAUGGGUAAAGUGUAUUUUGAGGAAUCUAUCAGUUUUUUUGUUUAAUAAAAACCAAAACAUUGCUUUUUGUGUAACCAAAACUUUAAUAUAA
This is a messenger RNA of Bactrocera oleae (olive fruit fly), 547 nucleotides long. NCBI's taxonomy places the organism in Eukaryota, Metazoa, Arthropoda, Insecta, Diptera, Tephritidae. The record is from RefSeq and is a predicted model, not a curated record.